This is a messenger RNA of Mobula hypostoma (lesser devil ray), 1489 nucleotides long. RefSeq names its product chymotrypsin-like elastase family member 2A. Gene Ontology annotation, biological process: proteolysis. Gene Ontology annotation, molecular function: serine-type endopeptidase activity. The record is from RefSeq and is a predicted model, not a curated record. The transcript is spliced from 10 exons. Bases 614 to 1423 code for a protein of 269 amino acids. Lineage: Eukaryota; Metazoa; Chordata; Chondrichthyes; Myliobatiformes; Myliobatidae.
GAAACUAGGAGCUAACUCCUCAACCCUAAUGAAUAAUUGCGUGUCCAAAAUUUACAAAAACUAUAAUUAUGCCUGGUUUCACUUCUGAACUGUUUUAGCUAAAUUAUGCUGUGCCUUAAUUGCUACCAGCCCACAAUCAAGGGUUCUGCUCCUUGUCAGUGACACCUGCUGAUUGAGUGUGACUACUGCAUUUAGCUGGGUUGCAAUGUGAAUCAACUGCCACUGUUCAAUGACCUAACCAGUGCAUAAAGAACAAACACUAAGGGCUGUGAAGCUGUACUUGAGCAGGAACCUGGUUUAUGGAAGAUUACAGAAAGGAACAGGAUAAACAAGACUAAGGGAAUCGUAUUUAAGUUGAGAAACUUUAAUUAGCAAUCAUUUCGUGCUCAAAGCUGAAUAAAAGCAGAUAUUACCAGAAGUAUUCUCUCUACUGGCAUGCUGGUUUUUCAAAAUGUCGUUUUGGAGGAAACUGCAGCCCACACAGUAACAGGGAGGACGUGCAAAUUCCACACAGACGGCUCCAGAGAUUACAAUUGAACUCAAGUCACUGAAACUGUGAGCUAUAAAUACAGAUCACAGAAUGUGCGUGGAAGCUCCAUAACAAAUUGCAAACAUGAUCCGAUGUGCCUUGGCUGCGCUGUUUAUCGCAACAGUCUACGGUUGUGGUAAUCCUGUACACCAACCCAUCCUCUCCAGAGUAGUGGGCGGUGAGAAUGCUAGACCCAACAGCUGGCCAUGGCAAGUCUCCCUCCAGGUGAACAGAGAAGGUCGCUGGGGUCACAUCUGUGGGGGAUCUCUCAUUGAUCCGAGAUGGGUUAUGACUGCAGCACAUUGCAUAAAUAACAAGUACACCUACAGAGUGGGUCUCGGCAAGCAGGUCCUCUCAGAAGAUGAAGCAGGCUCCGUCUACGUCCCGGUUGAGAAGAUGUUCGGUCACGAGAAGUUCAGCAUGAUCUUUGCUGCCAAUGGUUAUGAUAUUGGUCUUAUCAAACUUGCUGAACCAGUGGUCCUGACCGACAAAAUUGAAUUGGGAUGUAUCCCUGCUGCUGGCACUAUUCUUCCCAAUAACUACAGCUGUUAUAUCACUGGCUGGGGAUUGCUGAAGGGUGGUGGUAGUGCUGUAUCCAAUGUCUUGCAACAAGCUUUCCUGCCUGUCGUGGACUACGCCACUUGUUCCAAGCCCUCCUGGUGGUGGUUUACGGUAAAGGAGUCAAUGGUGUGUGCCGGUGGCGAUGGAGUUGUCUCUGGAUGCAACGGAGAUUCUGGAGGCCCCUUGAACUGCCAAAAUGACGCAGGUACCUGGGAGGUGCACGGAAUCGUCAGCUUUGGAUCGUCCCUCUGUAGUCAAAAGAACAAGCCAACUGUCUUCACCCGUGUGUCUGCCUACAAUGAAUGGCUAACUGAGAAAAUGAUGAACAACUAACGUGAUUUACUCAAAGAUUGAGAAGAUUACAACCAUCUGCAAAACAAAAAUAAAUAAGUGUACGCA